AGUACGCGCCAUGAACGAACCGGUCGAAGACGUGCUGGCCAACUAUUUCGCCCCGAACGAUGUGAAAAUCGCGGCGGAAAAUUCGGCCAUAGUCGAAUUUUUCAGGGGGAAGAACGUGUUCAUAACCGGCGCCACCGGUUUCCUCGGUAAAUUGCUGAUCGAGAAGUUGCUCAGGGCGUGCGGGGGCGUCGAUAAGAUUUAUAUAUUGGUGAGGCCCAAACGUGGGGUUGAUUCUAGUGUCAGAGUGGAGGAAAUAUUCAACGACAUGGUUUUCGAUAGAAUGAAAGAAAUCAGACCAGACUACAAGAGCCACAUCGUCGGCGUGGAAGGCGACGUAUCCCAAAUAAACUUGGGAAUCGAUAUCCAGGACACCUUGAAACUUAUAGACAACGUGGACGUGAUAUUUCAUGUGGCCGCCACCACGAGGUUCAACGAGAAGAUCAAGUUGGCCACUGCCAUUAACGUUAGGGGCACGUUGGAAAUACUGAAAAUCGCCAGGAGGUGCAAACAUCUCAAAUGUCUGGUGCACGUCAGCACUGCCUAUUCGCAUUGUCCCAAAAACGAGAUUGGAGAGGAGUUUUAUCCACCCCCCAUUGACCCCAACUAUCUGCUGGAGGUGACGGAGGAGCUGAGCGAUGAAGACCUGGAGACCAUGCAGCUAAGCCUUCUAGGUGACUGGCCCAACUCCUACUCCUUCACCAAAGCCGUGGCUGAGGAGAUAAUCAAGACUAACUCCGAUGGGAUACCCACCUGCAUCUACAGGCCGGCCAUUGUUACAGCCACCUUCAAGGAGCCCUACAAGAGCUGGAUGGACAACUACUUCGGGCCUACCUUCAUAGUGGCGGGCGUCAUGUCCGGGCAAAUCCGCGUCUCCUACGGCAACAUGUAUAAAAUUGCUGACGUGGUGCCGGCCGACUACGUGAUCAACGCCUUAAUUGCUUCCGCCCACCAAACUGCUCUUUCAAAUUCGGACAACAUCCAGAUCUACAACUACGUGUCGUCGCCAGAAAACCCCUGCACCUGGGGCAACUUCGUGACCUCCUCCAUGGAGAACGGCCAACAGGUGCCACCGAAAUUCAUGGUCUGGUACAAUAUGGUCUACUUGACGGACAACGCGUUGGUGUACAGGAUUUUGACCCUGUUGCUGCACUACCUUCCGGCCAUCAUGUUGGAUUUACUUUGUAUCACCCAAAAGAAACUAAGCCUGAGGCAGCAGUACCAAAAGGUGGACUCCUUCUCCAAUCAGAACCGAUACUUUUCAACCCAGCAGUGGAAGUUUCACAACGAUAACACCCAAAACUUGUGGGAUAAACUCAACGAGGUGGAUAAGAAGGCCUUUCCUUUCUCCAUGUCUGAGUUCAAGUGGAAGGACUACCUCCUGACCUACCCUGCUGGAGUCCGUGAGUACAUUUUGAAGGAGCCCUGGGACAACCUGGACGAGGCCAAAAAGAAACGAGACAGGUUGUGCGUCGUUCACAAAGGACUGCACGUAGCAAUCGUUAUUUUUUUAAUAACAGUGAUUUGUUGGUUGAUUGUUCAAAUUUUUAAUUGAUCUGGUUUUUAUGUUACUUUAGCUAUUUUAAUACAUCUUAAAUGUUUAUUGUUGUAUUGUUUUAGCAGUUGAUUAUUUUCCAGUAAACGUUGCUAGUCAUUUAAAUUUAUGAUACUAAUAAAAUUAUUGAAGGAAUACGGUCUAUUAUUUUUUACUUCUCACCUGCAAGGGAAGAGCUAACAAUCAGUUUAAUGGAGGAAGACCUUCCUUAUUAGAUAUUCCUUUUCCUCUACGUAAUAAAAUGAUUCAAGACCACUGAAAAUUUUAUUAUUACAUCAAAAUCAUUCGUUUACAUUAAUCAGCCGGCACCCUGGAGAUCAACCUGUUCCAGUAUUGCCCCUUGCCACCCUCGUACUUCUCCUUGUGCUGCAACAAGAAGGCGACCAGCGAGUCUAUCGGAUCCAGCGGCCUCCAGGCGGUGAUCUGCUCCAAAGCGUCCAGCAAAAUGGGCACGAGUGUGACGCUCAAAUACUCGUACGUGGUCAACUUGGAAAGGUCCAUCUUGCUUUCGUUCGCAUCGAAAUCGCAAAUAUCUUUCUUCUCGCUGACCUUGGUGAGGACGCGGUACAGUUUGCAGAACUCCACGUCCAAGGUGAAGUCGCACUUGUUUUCCGAGAUUCGCUUCGCCUCUUCGUCUUCUUUGCCUUCGUUGAGGACGCGGAGUUUAUUUCUGGUUUCCUCGUAAGGGCUGGAGGGGGGCUGCGGCUUGGGAACGCGUUUCUUGAAUGGGGUGCUCAUUGUUUUUCGUUUGGAAAACA
Molecule: messenger RNA, 2310 nt
Organism: Aethina tumida (small hive beetle)
Lineage: Eukaryota; Metazoa; Arthropoda; Insecta; Coleoptera; Nitidulidae
Product: fatty acyl-CoA reductase wat
Exons: 8
Coding region: 11-1552 (513 amino acids)
Biological process (GO): long-chain fatty-acyl-CoA metabolic process
Cellular component (GO): peroxisome
Molecular function (GO): alcohol-forming very long-chain fatty acyl-CoA reductase (NADP+) activity
Source: RefSeq, a predicted model, not a curated record